AAAAUAUAUUAUUUUCUCAUUCUUUUUUUCUUUUUCUUUUUCUUUGAAUAGUUUAAAUUUACUUACAUUCCUUUUCCAUUAAAUUGAUUUAUUAAAAGCUUUAAAAAGAAAACUAAAAUUAUUUAUAAUCGUCAGCAUAAAUGUUAAUCAAUACAUUAAUAAAAUUAUCUGCUUUAUUCUUUAGUUCUUUAUUCAUUGUUGAAGCUCAAAUCGUAACGAACUUGGGAAGUUGUAGUGCAUAUCCCCCAAACGCGAUUUGUUCUGACUAUAUUGAUUAUAGUGCAUUUAUAUCAAAUAAUGCUAGCAUAACAACAGUGGAAGCAGAAUUAGCACGUCCAUUAAACGGAUUAGGCGAAUUAGUAAAGGAUAUCAGUCCCGUCUGCUUUGAUGCCUUUGCAAGGUAUGAAUGUUCAAAGGCGUAUCCUAAAUGUGUAGCAGAUAAUAAUUCAACCAAAACUAUUCAUAUUAAAGUAGCAUGUAGUUCUGCUUGUAAAGAUGUUCAAGUUGCAUGUACAAAUAUAUUGGAAAUGGCUGGCUAUUUACAACUUUUGCCUAAUUGUUUUAAUGAAACUAUUACAAGUCUAAAUAGACAUCUUCAAACAGAUGAUGCGUGUAACAAAAUACCUACAAAAUUGACUGAUAAUGAAAUUAAAAAUGGGAAAUUGAAUAUUUCAGCUAUUUCAAACGAUUUUAUCAUAGCAAAGUGUCCUUCUCCUUUUUUACCUGAUCCACUUGCUCUUUCAGGAACAACAAACACAUUGGAUACAAAAUAUUGUCGACAUGGUUGUUGUAUUCCAUGUCCUGCUCAAAAUUACUUUUAUAAAGAAAAUGCAUCUGAAAGAGCCUUCUUGGCUACAGAUAUAAUACGAUUCAUAUCAGCCAUUCUUUCUCUUGUUCUUGUUAUUAGUUAUUGUGUUUUGCCUGAUAAAAGAAGGCACCCUUCCCUAUUAAUUCUCAAUCUAUCAAUUGCUAUCUUUUUUUUCAACAUGAGCGUCUUUUUUUCAAUUGCUAAUCCUAAACGACUCCAAUGUGCAGCUAAUGGAAUAUCACCUGGAGAAAUUGGUAGCAAUAGCUUAUGUGCUGCACAAGGCGCCAUAUUAAUCUUUGGUUCCUUUGCUACCAUUUUAUGGUGUGCUGCACUCAUUCUCAACUUACAUGUCCAUACUGUCUGGAAUUCCAACAUCUUUGCAAACAAAUAUAUUUUUCUUAAUAUUAUUUGUUGGGGUAUUCCUGCUACUAUCAUGGUCAUUGCUAUCGCCCUUCAUGCAAUUAAAUUCGAGUUUGCAAAUCUUUGUCUCGUUUCAAUGAACUAUAUCUUCCCCUUAUUUUUUUAUCCAUUAGCAGCCAUUGUCUGUCCUAGUUUCUUGGUUCAUAUUGCAACCUUUUUUUAUAUUGCAAGGAUUGCAGUACGUGAGGGGCUCGAAUCAGACAUGACACAGUCUUUAUCUACAGGGUCUAUUACUGAUCAGCGUGCUAUGCCUACUGUAAGUCGUAGGCAUGUCUUUGUAGCCGUUAAAAUCCAAUGGCGUGCUUUAUUAUUAGCAGUGAUAGCCAUUGUCACUGUUCUUUUCUAUUGGCUAUUCUAUAUGACACAAAUGAAUCGUAUGACAGAUUUACAAAGCAAUCCUGCACUUACUUCAGAAUGGCUAGAAUGCAUGUUAAUACCAGGAAAUACACAAAACAUGUGUGCAGAUCUCAUUCGUACUCAUUUACCACCCUUCCCAUUAAUUGUCAUUGCUGAAACGUUGGUGAGUACAAUUGGUAUUUGGCUAUUUAUCAUGUUUGGUAAACGGUCACUCUGGCGUGAAUGGAACGAUUUAAUCUACGAUAUUCGUAUUUCUUUAAGUAGACGUGGUAGAGCAGAAAAAAGUGGAGAACAAUUCUUUGCUCUUUAAUUAUUAUAUUAAAAAAAAAAAAAAGAA
Cokeromyces recurvatus is the source of this 1922-nucleotide messenger RNA. RefSeq lists its product as uncharacterized. NCBI's taxonomy places the organism in Eukaryota, Fungi, Mucoromycota, Mucoromycetes, Mucorales, Mucoraceae. Gene Ontology annotation, biological process: cell surface receptor signaling pathway. Gene Ontology annotation, cellular component: membrane. The record is from RefSeq and is a predicted model, not a curated record. The transcript is spliced from 8 exons. Gene Ontology annotation, molecular function: protein binding; transmembrane signaling receptor activity. The coding region runs from base 141 to 1895 and encodes 584 amino acids.